GAACUGCGCAGCAGAACCGACCUAAGUAAGCUCGAGAAAGCCCUCAAGAAGGAGAUCCAAAUCGAGCACUUCAAACCCAUCGACAGCACCGCGAUGACCCCCAAGUUAUGGUUCGACCUGGCCCGAAGAUGUGAUGACCUCAGCCAGGCCUCGGAAAUUGAUGGAAUCGUCAUCAGUCAUGGAACAGCAACUAUGGAAGAGACUGCGUUCGCUCUGUCUUUGGUUCUACGACUGAGGGUGCCAAUUAUCAUUACGGGUUCCAUGCGCCCAUUGAAUGGGAUGUCUUCCGAUGCAAUGGCCAACCUUACCGCCGCAUUCCACGUAGCAGCCCACAAGUAUAAGGAGGAACAGCCAGGUGUUUUGGUGGUCGUCAACAACGAAAUACACCUCCCGAUACAUGUCAAAAAGACUCAUGUCUCGACGCUCAACACUUUCAAAUCGCCGAACUUCGCCCCUAUCGGCCAAGUCGGGAGUGAUGGAGUCAAGUUUCUCCAGGAACCGAAGUGGACUUCCGAAUCUGAAUUUGAUCGCAAAGCUCUGUUAAUAUUCCCACGCGUUGAUAUUGUGACCAGCUACUGUGGCGCCGACGAAACGCUGAUCGAUUUUUUAGUCGGGUCCGGAGCGAAGGGGAUCGUGUUGGAAGGGUUUCCGCCUGGGUUGGGAACCCCGCAGCAGAUAAAGGGCCUUGUAAAUGCAAUUUCGAAGGACGUAAUUGUUGUUCAGGCAGCAUCUGCUGAUGGCGAGGUUAUCAAUAGCGCCGACCAUCAAAAGUUGGACAUCAUUGCUGCUGGUUUUCUUACCUCCAAGCGGGCCAGGAUUCUAUUAGGCUUCUGUCUUGCUAACAGAUUUGCCAAAGAGGACAUUGCGGCGAUUUUCAAAAAGUUUCAAUAGCAUUUUAGUAGGUUCGUAUUCUCCAGGGUGCCGGCUCAUAAUAAUGGGACAAGAUCUGCGUACUAGGUUCUCUCCAGAUCACAGACUCGUGCUCGGCGAGAUUCCUCGCAAUCCCACAGUAG
Messenger RNA from Colletotrichum phormii, 1013 nucleotides. Its product is annotated as Asparaginase/glutaminase. The record is from RefSeq and is a predicted model, not a curated record. Gene Ontology annotation, molecular function: asparaginase activity. Bases 94 to 891 code for a protein of 265 amino acids. The transcript has a single exon. NCBI's taxonomy places the organism in Eukaryota, Fungi, Ascomycota, Sordariomycetes, Glomerellales, Glomerellaceae.